AUGGCGCGUGGUGGUGGUCCUGUCUUGAACACCAUUGGGGCUAACCCCUACAACGCGGCCCGCACCACUCCGCCGGACUUCGUCCAGUGCGAGCUCUGCGACCGUAGGAUCCCCUUCAGGAAUUGGGGCGAACACAAGAACUCCAAGAAGCACCGCGCGUACGACGACAAUGAUCGUCGCGACAAGGACAAGGAGAACGGCGGCAACUUCAACUCAGGUGGCGACUUCUCCGGUGCUCAAGAUACCUGGGGUCAGGCUGAUGGCGGCAACAACGAGACUGCUGGUGCUACGCGUGGCACUGGUCGUGAAUGCCAUGGCUGUGGUGAAGAGGGCCACAUCAAGCGUGACUGUCCCAAGUCUGCUGGCGGUGGUGGUCGUGCUUGCUAUGGCUGCGGUCUCGAGGGGCAUCAGAAGCGUGACUGUCCUAAUGGUGGUGGCGGUGGUAACGACCGUGCCUGCUUCAAUUGUGGGAUGACCGGACACCGCAAGGCCGACUGCACUGAGUCCCCUAAGCCUCGCGAAGGUGGAGACAGUGGUCAGCAGUGCUUCAACUGCUACCAGUACGGUCACCGCAAGACCGAGUGCCCCAACGAGCGUGUCAUGAAGUGCCGCAACUGCGACGAGAUUGGUCACGAGUCCCGCAAUUGCCCGAAGCCUAAAGACUGGUCUAGGGUACAGUGCAACAACUGCAAGGAGUUCGGACACACCGUCAAGCGCUGCAAGGCUCCUCCUACCGAGGACACCAACGGUGGCGGCUGGGGCGACUCUGGUGCUGAUGCUGGAGGCGUCUCUGGUGAUUGGGCCAAUGCCGACAACAAUGGCGAGGCUUCCGGCAACGGUGAUGGCUGGGGCGACGCUUCGGCUGGCGGUGGCUGGUAG
This is a messenger RNA of Didymosphaeria variabile, 879 nucleotides long. RefSeq lists its product as uncharacterized. NCBI's taxonomy places the organism in Eukaryota, Fungi, Ascomycota, Dothideomycetes, Pleosporales, Didymosphaeriaceae. Bases 1 to 879 code for a protein of 292 amino acids. Gene Ontology annotation, molecular function: zinc ion binding; nucleic acid binding. The record is from RefSeq and is a predicted model, not a curated record. The transcript is spliced from 6 exons.